Molecule: messenger RNA, 2431 nt
Organism: Thamnophis elegans (Western terrestrial garter snake)
Lineage: Eukaryota; Metazoa; Chordata; Lepidosauria; Squamata; Natricidae
Gene: IL23R
Product: interleukin 23 receptor
Exons: 13
Coding region: 1-2373 (790 amino acids)
Biological process (GO): cytokine-mediated signaling pathway
Cellular component (GO): external side of plasma membrane; membrane
Molecular function (GO): cytokine receptor activity; protein binding
Source: RefSeq, a predicted model, not a curated record
AUGGCAAUAUCUAAAGUAUUGUUGAUUUUAAACGUACUUUUCUGUAAGAUCCCCCAAAGCCUUCUUUCUCAUCGGUGCUUAGCUAAAGGGCCAGGUAUCAUAGAGUGUUCUGGACGUGUGUGGACAGAACCAGCCCCAAUCAUUCAAAUGGGCCAAAAUGUUUCUAUAAAUUGCCAUUGCAUGGAAAACUGUCAGAAAGGAAAACUAUCUCUGAUCUUAAAUAACAAUGAAGUUGAGGAUACACUCCUGUCAGUUAUUAACCAAACUACAGUCCAGCUCAACCUUCAGAAUUAUAAUAAGCCCUUUUCCACAGUGUCAUGCCUUCUCAAAAGUGCUAGCCGACUGAUCUGUGGAACACAAUUUUGCAUGGGAUAUCUGCCUGAAAAACCAGCCAAUUUAACCUGCAUUAAACCUGAGCAAUCAAGUAAUAUGAUCUGCACUUGGGAACCAGGAAAGAAAACACAUUUAAACACUAACUACAUUCUGUAUGUGAAAAGUUUAUUCACAGAAGAGAACAAAGAAUUUGUCUCAAACAAUAGCUCAAUUAUCAUUCCGUUGAAUCAACUACAGAAAAACCAAACUUUUUCCAUCUCGGUCCGUGCUGAAAAUUAUUUGGGUGGAAUUCGUUCAGAAGAACUUCAUGUUGAUCUCAACACUAUAGUAAUACCAGCUGUCCCAGUUGUUGUUCAAAAUAAAACAAUGGAGUCUCCAGCAUUCAAGACGAUAAUACAUUGGAAAAGGCAAACAGCAAUCAAUGAGACGCAUUGUGAGGAGCGAUAUAAGGAGACAAUAAGUGAAAUUUGGCAUGUGAGAGACUGGGAUGCUAAUUUAAGAAAUGAACUUAACACCGAGUACAACUUAGAUGCAAAUACGAAGUAUGAGUUUCAAAUUAGAUGCAAAUUAACACAGCCCAGAAGUCUGUGGAGCAGAUGGAGUGAAUCUACAGUAUAUAUUACUCCAGAGAAGGAACCAGCUGCGGUACUUGAUGUAUGGAGGAACUUCGGCCCACUUUAUCCCAAUAGUACCCAAGAAGUGACUGUCUUGAUCAAGCCGCUGUCUCCAAAGGAAAGCAGAGGAAAAAUUCUGAAUUAUAGAAUAUUUUAUGAAAAACAAGGAAAGAAGGUGGAUUUAUGUAAAACAACAGAAAUACAUUGCAAAGUGAGGGUGCCCCCAGCGGUGACCAUUAUUUAUGUGACAGCACACAAUUCCAAAGGAAGUUCCAAACCAGCAAAUAUUAUAGUGAAACAACCGCCUCACAAUUACCAAGCUUUCCCACCCCCUACUAAUAUCAAAAUAUUAUCUGAUAAACAGAAAGGAAUUUCUGUUAAAUGGGAACCUCCUAAAUCUAUUGGAAAAACACUUUUAUGGUACAUAGUGGAAUGGAUUUCUGCAAACUUCAGUCAUUUUCAUCAUAGCAUUGUUGCAUGGAAGAAAGUCCCUUUCCAAAAUACAUCAACUUCUAUUGAAGAAGGCAUCGGAAUGGGAGAGAACUCUGUCAUUUCAGUAUAUGCUGUGUAUCAGAAAGGCAUCAGCCGAGCCAGCUCUAUCCAGAGGAAUGAUGAUUACGAUACUGGGAUUCUGUUGGGAACUGGUGUUGGAGUGGCUUUCUUAUCAAUCUCUGUUUUCACUUUGAUUGCAAUUAAAUCGUGCAGAAAAAGGGUUAACAAAAUGGUUAGCUCGGUAGCACCAAAAUGGCUUUAUGAAGAAUAUCCCAAGAUACAAAACAGCAAAGUAAUCAAAUAUCUCCAGGAAAAUGAUGCUGUGACAGACAAUUUUUCCGAGCCAUUUUUGGAUGUUGUGGUAACUGAAGUUGAAGAAAUAUUGAUCCAGGACCACUAUAGGGCUGUGGAGAAAAAAAAGGAGGGAAGCAAAACAGUUUCUGAGGAAGUCAGUAGCUCAGAAGAUGUACUGUUUGCCAGCAAUUUGGAUGUAACUACAAGAAAUGGGUAUAAACCUCAGAUUUCUAAUAAGGCUCAAUUGAGAACUAGUUCCAGCACCACCGGUGAAACACCUUUUCAAAACUGGGGCACCAAAUCAAAUUCAAUUGUUACGCCCAUAAGCAAUUUAAGAAAAGAUUACACCAGUCCUGUGGCCCCCACGUGGCCUAUUGUCGACCCAAAUGAAAAUAAGUCUUUAUUUGAUAAAAUCAGCCUUAUUCUCAGGAAUAGUGGAAGUGGGCAAAGCAGGGGCGGCUCAAAAGAUGAAGACCCAAGAACCCAAAAGACACACCAGUUGAGGCUUCUGCUUUCGGAUGAAGAUAUUCAAGAACAGACUUUAAUACCAGACAAUCUAAUUCCUUGCUUAAAAACAAUGAAUGAAGACCGGACCAACAUGUCUUAUUUCCCUCAAAACGCUGUUUACUAUGACAGUUGAAGAAAAAGGAUAUAUGCUUUGCACAAAGGACGGAAACUCUGCAUUUUCAAGCAGCGUA